UAGUGCACCGGGUCCACAAUAAUCCGCCUCGCCAAGCGCAUCAUCACGUGCGUACGGUGUAGAUCCCGUGACGCGGUCGGGGCUCCGGCUCCCCAGCGGCCGCGUUCCUUCACUUCCAGUUGAGUCGCCUCCGCCCUCCUGAGGAGAAGGCUUAGUGCAAGUCGGCACCGCUAUAGUACUGUAGUCCACCUUGCAUUCAUUCCUCCGUCCGUCACUGCUCUUCCCGUCCUCUCCUCACCUCUCACCAUCUCGACCUCCCACCACGACCUCGAUUCUUAACCCUCCCCCCUCCCCCCCCUUUUCCCGACUCCGACCGUCGACCCCGGAUCUUUCCCUCUCCUUCGCGCCGCCGCUCCCACCCCCGUCCCGUUUCGUUUUCUCCCCCCAACACGGUUCGCCAGAAUGAUGAUGGUCUGAAGGGCCGCGUGCGACGGGUCACUCUGCCAGCGAUUGAGGAUAAGGUCGGCCGCGGGCUGCUCUCCGACCAUGAGGGACUCGGCUCCAGCCCACUUGACGCCUCGCCAGAUCUGGGCUCAACCAACCACCACCACCACCCGCACCUAUGAAUCGGGCUGCACCCCGUUCCUCUUGCCCAGUGAUGGCUAUGUCUAUUUGAAUCGCUCCUACUCCCUCACCCUCACCGAAAAUGCCAUCUACGAUCCGGUCUGUACCAGUACGCAAACCGCCACCGCCCAUGCGGUCGCCGCCCUCGAUCUCACCGACCCCUUCUACUCCUCCGUGACGCCCGCCUUGUACGCCAUGGGCUGUACAACCGUUGUCAGCUACCUUCUUGUCAUCAUCCUCCUCAUCACCCCCCGCACCUUCUACGUCGGAGGCCCCGGUGGGGGCGCGAACUUCCUCGGGCGCCACGGGAUGAUCAGCAGUUCGUACAGCGGGAACUCGUCCGUCGUCGGGGUCGGGGGACGGCCGUGGCUCCAAAAGGUCGCGGCCUUGCUAGUUGCCGUCUCCCUCACCAUCGCCACCGUCGACUCAUUUCGAGUGGCCGAGAAACAAUAUUACUAUGGCUACUCGGACGCCGAAGCGCUAGCCGACGAAGUCAUUGACGGUCUAGAGAUCCGAGUGGUCAGGAUCAUUUCUAGCACCUUCCUCUGGCUUGCCCAGAUCCAGACGCUCAUCCGACUUUUCCCUCGGCACAAGGAGAAGAUCAUGAUCAAGUGGGCCGGGUUUGCGUUGAUUGUUUUCGACACCACCUUUAGUAUCUUAGACAAGUUCCUUGUGAAGACCGACACCGUCCAUCCGCGCCUGUACGAAGACGCGAUCCCCGCUCUCAGCUAUUUAUUCGAACUUGCUCUCAACCUACUGUACGCCGCCUGGGUCAUCUUCUACUCGCUUUCGAAACACCGGUUUGCCUUCUUCCACCCGAAGAUGAGGAACAUCUGCCUGGUGGCCUUGCUAUCGUUAUGUGCGGUCCUCAUCCCGGUCGUGUUCUUCGUUCUCGAUAUCGCCAAGCCCAAGAUUGCGGGAUGGGGUACAUAUGUGAGAUGGGUUGGCUCGGCUGCGGCAAGUGUCGUCGUUUGGGAAUGGGUGGAGCGCAUUGAGGCACUAGAGCGCGAUGAAAGGAAGGAUGGGAUUCUCGGACGGGAGAUUUUCGAUGGGGACGAAAUGCUGGAAGUGACUCCGUCGGAGGAAGUCGAUUGGCCGCGCUUUAAUCCCGAUGGCAAUGAUCGCGGCGGAGGGGCGGGUACUUCCUCGGGAUGGGGAGGCAUGAUGGGUCUGGCUCAUCGGCCGUUGCGCACCAGGGUCGGCCGUAACUGGCAGUCAGCUCUGGAACACCAACAACACACCAUCCCCGUUGACGCUCGGCGCCGGAGAGUGGUUCCCCGGCCUACUCCUCCCCCAGCAGCCGUGACGCCUGUUAGCCGGGCCGACACAACCAGCGCCGCCAGCACGGUGUACAACGUCCAUUAUCAUCCGGUUUCCAGUCCAACUCCGCCUGUGGCGAUGCCGCAUAUGGAGGAAGAAGAUGAAGACAUGGAUGAAGCGGUAGCAGCCAAGGAGAUGUCGGCAGCUCUGGGCGAACAGCAACCCAACAUGGCCCAUGAUGCGCUGGCGGCACAACAGACCAGGGAGCAAUCUCCACAGAUCGUCCACGUGGAUAAAAGAUGGCGAACGCUAUUCAAUCCUUUCAAACGGAGGCGCGCAUCCUUACCCAGGGAAGUUGCUUCUGCACAGGCCGAGGAAGAAGGGAACCCCGCUGCUGCUCAGGUUGAACAGCAGCACCUAUCCCCGGAUAAUAGUGACGACGAGCACAGCCUGCAUCCAAGGACCGAGUCUCUCUUUGGCUUCCAUCGGAGACUGAGGCCUGGGUCUGGCCGGCAAGGGUCCGACUCUCCCUUGCCCGUGACUGUCAUUCCCGCUCGGCGCCGAGGCCAACAGACCUGGUCGCCGCAACAGUUCCACGCACCUAGCCUUCCCGAAACGACGGGAUCCCACCAGCGCCUGCCGUCCGGCCGCGAUGAUCUACCCGUGAGGGUGAUCCGACCGCAGACCCGCACCGCCGCUCCAUGGAGCGUAGCCGAUGGGGAAGGGUUUGGCAAUGGGGAUUAUGAAUUGCGAUAUGAUCCUGAGGCGGCCGCACUCGUGGAACCUGGCGGGCAUCGCAUUGAAUCUCCGCCUGCGCCGGAAGCCGAUGGCUCGCCCCGUGAGCCCCCGGGCCAGGACCUCGACGCGACAGAAGGAGCUCGGUCACCAGCUCACCAUAUGCAGGAUGCGGGCAAUGAAGAGUCCCGGGGUGCGCCGUAGUUUCUUUCCGUCGGAUUUAUUACUUCUAGUUU
Messenger RNA from Aspergillus ibericus CBS 121593, 2795 nucleotides. Its product is annotated as pH signal transduction protein PalH. Gene Ontology annotation, cellular component: plasma membrane. NCBI's taxonomy places the organism in Eukaryota, Fungi, Ascomycota, Eurotiomycetes, Eurotiales, Aspergillaceae. Bases 487 to 2763 code for a protein of 758 amino acids. The record is from RefSeq and is a predicted model, not a curated record. Gene Ontology annotation, biological process: cellular response to pH. The transcript has a single exon.